UAGAUUGAGUAACCGUAGUUUGGCCGCAAGGUGCUUUCAGCAUAUCAGAGCUGAUAAGUGCAAACACACGUGUGGACGAGAAAAGAAGAUCAAGAAAAUCAGCACUUCAGGGUACACCGCACGGCUGCACGGCAUGCUGCGGUGGUGCGACGGCCCCAGGAUCGUCGCUCCCACGCCGCCUCCGCCCACACCGGCGCUGCAGCUGCCGCGCCGGCACGCGCCCCCGCGGGCAGCGCGCAGCCGCAGGUCCUACCGCCUCCGGCCGUGCAGGGCGAAGAAGCCCGCGAACGAGGAGCGAGCCAGAGGUAGCGCGCUCUCCAAGAGCGUCCUGCUGCGGUCCGCCGUCGCGCUCUUCGCCCUCGGCUUCGUCGACGCCGGGUACAGCGGAGACUGGUCUCGCAUCGGCGCCAUCUCCAAGGACACCGAGGAGCGGCUCAAGUUGGGCGCCUACGUCGUCGUUCCGCUCUCUGUGGCCCUCGUAUUUUCGUUAUCCCAAGACAGUAGCAGGUAAAUCUUAGGAUCUGGCAAGAGCGAACUGCAUAUCGUCGUUCGUAGCACUCAAGAAAGGGGGUUGUAGACUUGUGCUGGAUCGGUUCUCGUGCUCUGUGCUACCGGUGUCCUGGAAUAAAACCAGAAUGUGUUUCUGUGAUUUUAUCAGUUUUUCUUUCUGAAGAGAAAACACGUGAGCGCAAGUAAAUAAGCGGCAGUUUGCAAUACAUUUGGAUUGGAGGGAUC
Molecule: messenger RNA, 735 nt
Organism: Phragmites australis (common reed)
Lineage: Eukaryota; Viridiplantae; Streptophyta; Magnoliopsida; Poales; Poaceae
Exons: 2
Coding region: 134-511 (125 amino acids)
Source: RefSeq, a predicted model, not a curated record